This is a messenger RNA of Setaria italica (foxtail millet), 768 nucleotides long. RefSeq lists its product as uncharacterized. The transcript has 3 exons. NCBI's taxonomy places the organism in Eukaryota, Viridiplantae, Streptophyta, Magnoliopsida, Poales, Poaceae. The record is from RefSeq and is a predicted model, not a curated record. Bases 1 to 768 code for a protein of 255 amino acids.
AUGAAAGCCGUCUUCCAGAUGAGCAACUUGGGGCCUCUCUCCUUCUACCCGGGGAUCGAGGUGCACCAGGACAACUCCGGCAUCACACUCCGACAGACCGCCUACGCCAAGAGCGUCGUUGAGCUGGGUGGGCUCACCGACUACAACCCGGCUCUCACUCCGAUGGAGGAGAGGCUGAAGUUGAGCUGUGAUAGCACGACUGAGGAGGUGGAUGCUACACAGUACCGGCACCUUGUGGGGAGCCUUCACUACCUCGCCCACAUGCGGCCGGACUUGGCAUUCUUCGUCGGCUACGCCGUCAAGAGGAUCCUCCGCUACGUCGCGGGGACUCUCGACUACGGCCUCCACUACCCUAGGUGUCUCGAGGCGGCACACUUCAUCGGUUACAGUGACAGCGACCACGCCGGUGAUAUCGACACCAGCAAAAGCACGAGCGGGAUGCUCUUCUUCCUUGGCAAGUGCCUCCUCGCUCGGCUGCUCGGUGAUCUCCUUGGCAAGGACGUUGAAGCAGUGGAGCUCAGGGUGGACAUCAAGUCCGCUCUGACUCUAGCGAAGAAUCCCGUCUUCCACGAGCGAAGCAAGCACAUCAGAGUGAAGUACCACUUCAUCCGAGGUUGCUUGGAGGAAGGGAGUGUCAAGGCAAACUACAUCAACACCAAGGAUCAACUCGCCGACCUCCUCACCAAGUCCCUUAGAAUGAUCAAGUUCCAGGAACUUUGCUCUGGGAUUGGGAUGGUCCAGCUGCCGCUCAAGACACGCAAGACUUAG